GACACAGCGACCUUUUAGAAUAAGGCACGGUACUUCACCAUGAAUUAACAUUUUUAAUUACCCCAUUAACAUUGUGUUGUUUGGCAGACGCUUUUAUUGAUACAAUAAUCAAUACAAUAAACUAAAAAAACAGGGAUAAUUAAAAUGUACAUCGAAGAUGAAUAAUAACAACAGAAAAGACAAAGAAGCAAACCAAAGCUGAAGAGAUUUGUCAAAUUGUAGAUUUAGAGUUCGAAAGUGUGUUUGCGCAUGUCCCGCAGGCUUUACACGGAAGCGAUGCAUUCAAGAUCAGACAUGGAUCAUGAGCUUGAAUCAAUCGACUGGGAUAGUCCAUCGUAUACUCUAGCAGAGUUUCUAAGUAGCUACACAUUACCUCAAAUAGUAUGUGUACGAGACGGCUAUCUAGACAUAGAAGAAAUCACGACUCUUUCUACCGAUCAGAUCAUGACUUUGCAUUUUGUAAAGCCAUGUAAAAUGCUCAAAGGCUUUAGCGAAACUAAAAAGACAGAACAGCUAUCUAUACCUGUAAACACCGUAGGAAAGAUUGAAAUACUGCCAGACAAGCUCCCUACGAUAUACAAAAGUGUUAAAGCGGUGAAGAACGACCCUCGAGUAAAGAAAGUUUUAUCACUACACAACCAUGCAUGGCUGGGCAUAAAAGAACARGAUGUCUUGAAUAUUGAAGGUUGUAAGAAGAAACAUGGCAAGGAAUAUCUACGUUGCUCGGUGAUAAACAGAGAUGGAAUAAUCAUUGAGUUACCAAUUUCCUAUCAAGCGUGUUUUCACUCGUACGAAGAACCAAAUACCAUUGCUAUAAGAGACGUGGAAAAGCACUGUACUUUCCCUUGUACUGUUAGAAUCAAAGCAAGCGCGCCAACCAAGCCAGACUAUGACCCUGAAGAUAGGUCAGAAUUCUUGGAUCUCAGUAGUUUCGGACGAAUUAAACUAAUGGGAAUUUAUGAUUAUGAUAAAAUAGUAGCAAGUAUCCGUCAUUUGGAUAAAGUAAGAAUAAUGCAGAUCCCAAUAAGCCUUGAGAUUACGGUUUGCACAGGAAAAGAAGCAAACCAGAAAGACAGUGAAUACUAUCAACUAUGUGUGGAAGUUCACAAUAACACACAAUUCCAGCAGAUGGAAGGAGAAGAUCAAUUUGAAUAUGUCAAGAUGGGUAACAAUGAAGACAAGGUCGAUAAUAUUUACGAGUAUAUUGACUUCAGAUAUGUAAAGCCACCGAUACCGCCGCGACCAAGCAGUGCGACUGCUGAAAAAUCAGGCAACACUCCACCGCCAGUUCAACCCAAACCACUAACAAAACCUAAGCCAACUGACCAACAGAAUCCACCUCUAGAACAAAUCCCCAUUCCAUCAUCGCCAACAAAAGAACAACCAAACUCUCAGGACUUUUCGAUACCUGAUGACCUGACAGCGCUGAAUGUCGAAGGCGUUACCGAUAGCCUAAAAUACUUAAAGAUGGAUCAAUACAUAGAAAAGUUUAAGGAGGAGCUUAUUGAUGGGACGAUGCUAGUUGAAUUAAGCGAAGACAUGAUGGAAGAAUCUCUUGGAAUAACGAGUAGUCUUCAUAGGAAAAAACUCAAGAAAUUUAUAGAUGGUUGGAGGCCUAAGUAAAUAAGCAUAUAAACAAGCAGAAAGAAAAUAACCUAAUAUACGUGUAAACAAUCUUAUAUUCACUGAUUCACAUUGGAAAUCUGAUAACAAAUUGUCUGGUGGAAGUGAAACUGAGAUUGCUGUAACAAUCAAUCACAGAGGAGCAAAGGGAAGGACAUUAUCAGCAAUGAAUACUGAUGCUGCAGAUAUGAAACCCCACACGUCAACCUGUACUGCAGCUGUACAUUUGCAUAUCGCUUAAAGAUAAAUACUUUUACAUAAAAAAAGAAUAUUAAAAAAAGUUAUCUAAAACGAAGGGUUCACUGAUGAACUGUGAAGGAAAUAAUUUAGUCAAAAAACAUGGACUCAGAAAUAUUGCGACCAUUCCUAAAUCCAUGAUUGCUGCUGUGCAUCAUGAUUCAAUUGAAUAAAACUGUGAAUUAAUCGCCUCUGAUAUUAAAACUAAUAUUGUUAUAGUCGGUAUAUCUAAUAUUAUCUUUUGUGUCAAUUGACUACUGUACCUUGACAAUAUUAUAAAAUAUUUCAAAAACGUUUAUAUUUUCAUUACAAGUUCACAAAACCAUGUAACUACUGUCUUAAAAAUUAAAUAAAAAAAAAAAUAUAAGUCAUAAAAAUUCCACGAAAACAUUGUGGCAUUUAAUUUUAGUUGAAUUCUGAACCGCUCAAAUACACGAUUCCUGAUAACACUUUCGGCAAAUUAGGGAUUAUCAUCAAUCAGUCGUGUCGAACUAAUCAACUUGAUUAUCACCAAAAUUAGGUACCAUUUCAGUUUCGAGGGACUAUUAGAAUAUUCAAACGAUGCGUGAAUGCAGUUAUGAAGUAGUAAUCAAUAACUAUUUUCACACUGUGACCCUGACCAAGUUUAGCAGGGUCUAAAAAUCUUUCAGGAGAGGAAGACUGAAUAUCGUCUGUCUGUGGUUCAGUUUGUCGCUGUGUCGUGGAAUAUCGACUGCUCAACUCAGAGAGGGUCAUGAAGGGGUAUUGAAUGUUUUUAUGGUUUGUUGUUUUUGU
This is a messenger RNA of Exaiptasia diaphana, 2634 nucleotides long. RefSeq lists its product as uncharacterized. NCBI's taxonomy places the organism in Eukaryota, Metazoa, Cnidaria, Anthozoa, Actiniaria, Aiptasiidae. Bases 250 to 1623 code for a protein of 457 amino acids. Gene Ontology annotation, molecular function: protein binding. The transcript has a single exon. The record is from RefSeq and is a predicted model, not a curated record.